CCACCAGCCCGGCCAUGGUGACGCUGGGGCUGCGGCGAGUGGAGGAUGAGGUGGCCGCCAAGCACCCGGCGCUGCAGCAGUACGCGGCCUGCCAGUCCCACGCCUUCCUGAAGGGCAUCGGCACCUUCCUGGCAGGCAGCGGGGCCGCCUUCGCGGUGCAGAAGCUGGUGAACAGGAAGGUGCCCUACAGCCUCCAGUGGAGCUUGCUGCUGGCCGGCGAUGCCCUUGCUGUUACCUUUCUCAGGAGCAUCUUGGUCUCUUCAGCUGCAGGGUCCCUCGCCAGCUACGUGGUAACCAGAGCUGAGACACAGAAAUGCUCCGACUUCUGGAUUUACCUGGAGACAGGCAAGUUCCCACAAGAGCUCGCCAUGGCUGGUGGAGUGUCUCAGCCUGCAGAUCUGCCUAGUCCGGAGGACAGAGGGAGUGCGGCACCCCCGGUGAGGAAGAACAAGUAUGGGGACAUUGUGGAGUAGCUGGUAGAGCCCAGAGCACCAUGCCUGUGU
Messenger RNA from Neopsephotus bourkii (Bourke's parrot), 503 nucleotides. It is a transcript of the gene TMEM141, whose product is annotated as transmembrane protein 141. The record is from RefSeq and is a predicted model, not a curated record. The transcript is spliced from 5 exons. NCBI's taxonomy places the organism in Eukaryota, Metazoa, Chordata, Aves, Psittaciformes, Psittacidae. The coding region runs from base 15 to 473 and encodes 152 amino acids.